AACCGAUCUGAACAAAGAUAUUUGAGUUAUAGGCGAAAAUGUGUGCAACCGAUUUGGCGCAAGAAGAAGCAAGCGACAAUUUCUAGCCAUCCAACGGACGGCAAGCUCAGUCUUGUACGAACCGUCGACGGGAGCACAUAUCGGUGAAACUAAAUAAUUCCGGAAAAACUCAAAGAAAAUCCAUCAAAUAUGUCGGCUGCUACGGAACAACAGAACAACGGCGAUGUGGCCGUGGAGAAGGUGGCGGCGGAUGAUGUGUCUGCUGUCAAGGACGAUCUCAAGGCGAAGGCGGCCGCUGAGGAUAAGGCCGCUGCUGCCGAUGCCGCCGGCGACGCGGCCGACAACGGCACGUCAAAGGACGGCGAGGAUGCCGCCGAUGCCGCCGCCGCUGCCCCCGCAAAGGAAUCCGUGAAAGGCACCAAAAGGCCAGCAGAAGCCAAAUCCGCAGAAUCAAAGAAGGCCAAGAAGGCAGCGGCCGCCGAUGGAGAUUCCGAUGAGGAAGAGGCUCUGGAGGAAAUCAUCGAGGGCGACAGUGAAAUCGAGAGCGACGAGUACGACAUCCCCUACGAUGGUGAGGAGGAUGACAUUGAAUGUGAUGAUGAUGAUGAUGAUAAUGAUGACGGUUCCGGCUCGGACGAUCAGGCGUAAUAAUAAUGUAGUCAAAAAUACAAACAAAAACAAACAAAAAUUUAAAUUAAUAAUAAAUAAAAGUUACAAGCAAAAACAAAACAAAAAAAUAUAAUAAUAAACCAACAACCAGAAAAUAAACCACAACAAGGAGAAGGAGGAGGAGAAAAAACCACAAAAAAAUCGCAAAAGUAUAUAAUUUUUAUGUUUAAGAAAUAAUUUUUUAUUUCUUACCUUAUUUUAAUUGUAUUUUAUGUGUACUUUUUUUAUAAAAAACUACAAAACAAACAAAAAUUGUAAUUGAAGGCAUUUUCGUAUAAACGCAACCUAUACGGAAUCCAACAAAAAGUAAACAUCCCCACUAUAUACAAGAACAAAACAAAAAACCAAAAUCUUUCUUUCCUUUAUCUCAUAAGUCCUAAUUUAAACGCCCAGUUUAUGCGUAAAACAAAAUAUACAAAGAUUUCAAAUGUAGCGUAAACGAAGCCCGUGAAUUAAACACAGAUACACUCACACCCACACACGUACACGUACACAAUAUUCAAAUUCAUUAUUAAAUUAGACGUUACAUUUGUGAAUGAUCGAAAGAAGCAAAAAUACAAAAGUGAACAUUUGAAAUGAAAAUGGAAAAAGAAACAGCAAAUGCAAUUAAAUACAAAACAAAUAAAACAUAAAAAUUGUAUUUAAAUAAAUCGCAAAAAUCAUUGAAACCCAAUACUCGACAAGCAUUCAAUGACACUCAAGUUUUAGCUAUGGUUUCAAAAUUUUCGCGCCCACUGUGGCCACAGUCACCCAAAUUUCCCAAAACCCAAGGCACUGGGACUUACUUGGUCUUCGCUUUUGGGGCAAAUAAAACAAAGAACAUCGGGAAGUUUGAGUUCUAACCUUCUGUUUCGUUUCAGCAUUUAACUAUAAACUAUGACUAAUCUUAAGUACUUAUGUCAGUAUUAAAGCGAGGGGUUUAUUAUUCUGUUGAUAAGUUGUGCGAGCGACUCGAUGAUAAGCCUAAUUCAUUUGUAAAUUGUAAAAACCAACUCGAGAAUCGAAUAAUGAGCAAGAAAAUAAACUUUUAAUGUUA
This is a messenger RNA of Drosophila yakuba, 1705 nucleotides long. RefSeq names its product bacchus (gene Bacc). The transcript is spliced from 4 exons. Bases 190 to 648 code for a protein of 152 amino acids. NCBI's taxonomy places the organism in Eukaryota, Metazoa, Arthropoda, Insecta, Diptera, Drosophilidae. The record is from RefSeq and is a predicted model, not a curated record.